AAAUCAAAUGUCAAAUGUCACAAGCUGUGCAUCGUUGAAAAAUGGCUGUGGCUUUAAAUAGUGAAAUUUGGAAAAAUUGGGAGAAAACCGGAAAACAAGAAUUCAUUAAAGCAUGUAUUCCACUCUUAAAAGAUGAAACCAAGAGUCCAGCGUUUGAUAAACUUGGAAAACCUACAGAUAUUAUCAGAAAUGUAUCGCAGCUUAUUGAUAAAGGAAUACGAGGCAUACUUAAGACAGAUCAAGUGGUGUUAACACUAAGAGAAUUAGUGGCUCUACAUGCAGAUAUCCCUUCCAUAAUAUUGGACAUACUUAACUUAGAAGAUGCAGCCACUUCGCAGGGAGAUAGUGAUGAAGCUAGAGAGAGGAGUAAUUUUUGUGCAAUUGUCAAAGAUUGUGAAAAGUUUUUAUCAGAUAAGUUAGUUAAAGAACGAUUGGAGAUAGAUACUCUACAAGAAGUAGGCGUACUAAAGAAUAAUACCUUUUAUUCAAAGUUCAUCAAAGUUAAGACAAAAUUAUACUACAAACAGAGAAAAUUUAACCUGUUUCGUGAAGAGUGUGAAGGUUUCUCCAAGCUUGUAACAGAACUUAAUUCAGAAUUCACUGAACAUAGGGAUGCAGGUGAACUAAUUGGAAUAGUCCAAUCCUUAAUAGGUUGUUUCAAUUUAGACCCAAAUAGAGUUCUAGACAUAAUAUUAGACAGCUAUGAAAACAAACCCAAAGAUACCAGGAUAUUCAUUCCUUUGAUAAAUUCGUAUAUGAAUGACCCGCAAAUUAUCAGUGAAGUGUUGUCAACUAAAUUUGGAUUUUUAAGGAACAAUGAGCAGGAUAUACCCCAAUCGCUAUAUGUCUUGGUUGCGCAGUUACUACAAAAUCGAGUGAUCAAAUUGGAAGAUAUAUAUUAUUGGUUAUUGCCAGAGGACAAAACAAUGACCAUAGAGGCAGAGAAACAUUUGAGAGAAGCCAAGGAAUACGUCAAAAAAAUGCAAAUAAUCAGUUUAAAUAACAAAGAAAAAGAGGACACUCCAGAAGAACCUGACACGGAAAGCGACACUUUUGAAAACAAUCAAAAAUUGGGACUUUGCGAAGCUCUUCUGCUAAUUGGCGAUUGGGAAAAUGCACAAAUUCUCAUCAAACGAUUACCAGAUCGAUACGCAGUUAAUUAUGAACCUAUUGCUACAGCUCUCUGUGGACUGGUUCAUUAUAUAAUCGAGCCUCUAUAUAGCAAGUUCGGCAUUAUCUGUUCCAAAAUACCCAGAAAACCCGUAGGAAAGUUCACAGGCAGCGUAAUACCACCACAAGCACACGAAUUCCUCGAACUGACCGACAUGGCCAUUCCAAUGCUACUCAUGCUCGGAGCAUCUUUGCGUUACGAUACUAUCCUGUUGUGUAAGAUCGUGAGACUGUCUAAAGCUGCGCUAGCUGCCUGUGGCAUCGACAACGCUAAAUCGUUGGCGCCAGUGGAAAGGUCGUUGUAUUAUGAUAUUCUGUCGUUGCUGGAUGUUACGAUAUUACCGGCGUUGUCGUAUUUGGAGUGCAAUUGCUGCAUAGCCGAGGACAUUUGGACACUUAUCAAGCUCUAUCCGUAUCAUAUCAGGUAUGGAUUGUACUCCAGAUGGAAGAACGAGACUUACUAUUUAUACCCCGAGUUAUUGAGAAAAAGAGCGGACUCCGAAAAGCAGAUCAAGAACAUUAUGAAGAGAGUCAGCAAAGAAAACGUCAAACCAGUAGGUCGACUGAUAGGAAAACUAACUCAUUGUUCUCCAGGGUUUCUAUUCGACUAUGUACUGCUACAGAUUCAAGUCUUCAAUAACCUAAUAUCUCCUGUGGUUGAUUCGUUGAAGUAUCUGACGAACUUAUCAUAUGAUGUGUUAGGCUUUUGUCUGAUUGAGUCGUUAGCUAAUGCUGAUAAGAAGAGGGUGAAACUGGAUAGCACAUCGAUCUCUACGUGGUUACAAAGUUUGUCCAGUUUCUGUGGAGCAGUGUAUAAAAAGUACACCAUAGAAUUGAGCGGUUUGCUGCAGUUCGUGGCGAAUCAACUCAAGGCACAGAAAAGUUUGGAUUUACUGAUAUUAAAAGAGGUCGUCCAAAAAAUGGCUGGUGUCGACUCUGCUGAAGAUCUAACCAUGGAUCAGUUAAAUGCUUUGGCAGGAGGAGAACUGUUGAAAUCAGAGGCUGGAUAUUUCAGUCAAAUACGCAACACCAAGAAAUCGUCUUUGCGACUCAAAGAAGCUAUGGCGGAGCACGAUCUCGCAGUAGCUUUAUGUCUUUUGAUGGCGCAGCAGAACUAUUGCGUCGUUUACAAAGAAACUCAGAAGAACAGUCACUUGAAGCUGGUCGGGAAGCUUUCCGACCAAUGCCAAGACACUCUGGUGCAGUUCGGGACCUUCUUGGGCUCUACUAUGUCUGUCGACGAAUACGUCACCAAGUUGCCGUCUAUUCAAAGUAUGUUGAACGAUUAUCAUAUCCCGUUGGAGGUGGCGUUCUUCUUGGCCAGGCCCAUGUUCAACCAUGCUAUCAAUCAAAGGUACGAUCAGCUGCGAAAGGUGGAUCCCAACUACAAAAAAAUGGUUUCCUCUGCCAAAAAUCAAAAAUACUUGGAAGCAACUAACGAAGUAAUGGAGCCGAUAUGUGCGUCUCUACAACUUCUCCAUCCUCCUCGCGUAUGGGAAGACAUCUCACCGCAAUUCCUAGCCACGUUUUGGUCGCUGACCAUGUACGACUUGUUUGUACCCGAAGACGUGUACCAUCAAGUCACCAACAAAGCCAAAAAUGCUUCUAAUGCUGACACCGGAGCCAAAGGUAAGAAGGAGCAGGAGAGGUACCAAACUCUGGCCGAUAAACUGCAAGAUGAAAAGAAAAAGCAGAUCGAACACGUGGAGAAAGUGAUGUACAGGUUGAAACAAGAAAAAGACAACUGGUUCUUGUCUCUUGCGAAAACUGCCAAAAAUGAAACUAUCACGAGGUUCCUGCAGUUGUGCGUCUUUCCCAGGUGCACCUUUACCCAGAUAGAUGCAGUAUUUUGUGCAAAAUUCGUACACACUAUUCACCUUCUGAAGACUCCAAAUUUUUCUACGUUACUCUUUUACGACAGGCUAUUCUGCGAUGUAACUUAUUCAGUAACUUCUUGUACCGAGAACGAGGCUAUGCGAUACGGACGGUUUCUGUUCGCCAUGCUGGAAACUGUAAUGAAAUGGCACAAAUCCAAGGAGACCUUCGAGAAAGAAUGCGCCAACUACCCGGGAUUCGUGACGAAAUACAGGAAGAACAACCAGCACGCUGACAAUCUAGACAACGUAGACUACGAGAACUACCGCCACGUCUGUCACAAGUGGCACUAUAAGCUAGCCAAGGCAAUGGUUACCUGUCUCGAGUCCAAAGAGUACGUUCAAAUAAGGAAUUCGUUGAUAAUACUGAUCAAAAUCAUCCAUCAUUUUCCGCUCUUGAUCAAACUGAGCCAGUUCAUCGAAAAAAGGAUCGAGAAAGUGAGAGACGAAGAGAAAAACAACAGGCAGGAUCUCUAUACUUUGUCCGUUAGUUACUUGGGAUUGCUCAAGCAGAGGAAUUCUGCUGGCCAGAUGAUGAAGGAGGUCGAGUUUCAUAUUCCAGUGGAAAAGGAGAAGGGCAACAAAAACCACGAGUUCAAAAACGACAACAACAACAAGCAUAACGGCGAAGCAAAAGAAGAAUCUACAAAAGAGAAGAAAUCGAAACAGACUUCAGACGAACCCAAGGCUAGUUCCAAACAACAGAUUAUUUCUGUUGAUAUAACAGGUUCUGGUUCCAAGGAUCGAUCAGAGAAAUCAACCAAAGAGGAACAGAGUAAAGACAGACAUAGAUCUGAGAGGAGUAGCGAAGAUAAAGAGAGGGAAAAGGAGAAACGUAGAGAAAGAAGGGAGGAGAAGUCUAACAGAGAUGAUAAAUACGAAAAGCAAUACAGUCGAUCUCAAGAAGAAAGAUACAUUGAAAUGUUGAAUCGUCCGUCGGAAGAGGGUCGGUACUCAUCAGAAAAACAAGACAGGUAUUACGAUUAUCGAAAUGACAGUAGAGAAGAAAGGGAGCUGAACGUAAGCGGCAACGGCAGUCUAGGAAGGAGCCAGGACCCAGAGCCUGAAAGAGAAUCAUCCAAACGAAGGAAAGUCGACAACUCCUCGAAGGUUAGUAUCCAGAAUUCCAAACAUGAAGAAAGGAAAUCUAAUUCCGAGCAAUUUCAAGAAAAGACUGAGAAACGAGAAAGAUCAAGCAAACUUAAAGAUAAAAGGGAUAAGAUGAGCGAAGAAGAAAAAGAGAUGAGGAAAGAAAGGAAGCUCGGAAGGAAGAGGGAUCGAAUGGAAGAAGCUCUUCAGCAAUUCGAAAUGAAACGAAGAAGAGACGAAGAUAAAGCUUCCAAAAUGGUAUCUCCAAACAGAAGUUCGAAUGGUGAAAUCGUUGAACCUUCCAUCCAUGUUAGAGAGAAGCACCACAGAAGUACAAGGGAUAUCUCACCAUACCAGCGAGAUCGAUCGAACGAGAAAUCAGAGCCACGAGAAAAACAUAGGCGGGGUUCAGAAAACAAAAGAAGAUAGCCAACAAUGCACGAGCAUAAAAAGAAGACGCAUGUCUCUAUUGUGUGGUGAAUAAUUUUAUGAAUGUUGUACGAAGAAGAAGUAGGUGUAAUUAUUUUUUAUGUAAUUAAAAGAUUUAUUAAGAAAAA
Messenger RNA from Diabrotica virgifera virgifera (western corn rootworm), 4690 nucleotides. It is a transcript of the gene tho2, whose product is annotated as THO complex subunit 2. Gene Ontology annotation, cellular component: THO complex part of transcription export complex. The record is from RefSeq and is a predicted model, not a curated record. Lineage: Eukaryota; Metazoa; Arthropoda; Insecta; Coleoptera; Chrysomelidae. The coding region runs from base 42 to 4562 and encodes 1506 amino acids. Gene Ontology annotation, biological process: mRNA processing; mRNA export from nucleus. The transcript has 23 exons. Gene Ontology annotation, molecular function: mRNA binding.